AUGACCAGUCUAAAUGCUACAGAAAACGAAGGGUCCAAUGGUGGAGAUAUUCACAUGCAAUAUCAAACCCCAAUCAAAUCAAAGGCGAAAGUUAAACUCGACUUGUGGGAUGACGAGGAAUUAAAUAAUAUGUUUACACAAGACGAGAAUGGUGAAUGGGUGCACAGAGGCGAGACGAUGAACUUCUUUGACCAACCAAUGACAGAAUACGACAAUUACGAGGAUUACGAGCGCCAGCCAUCCUCUAUGCCACUGUCCCAGGAAGAUAAAGAACUCUGUGGCUGUAGUACCUGUGUAAAGUUGUUCGGAUCAAGAUUAGGAGGAUUGGAGAUGGAGACCUUUCUCAAACUUGGCGUGGAUGAGCAGAAUAGGGAGGAAGAGGUGGUGCCAGAAACGGAUGAUGAUGAUGAUUCUUAUAGUAAACUGAAAGUAAGAGAUCUCGUCCUAAUUGUACUAUCAUUGGUCUAA
Coprinopsis cinerea okayama7#130 is the source of this 468-nucleotide messenger RNA. RefSeq lists its product as hypothetical. The transcript has 3 exons. NCBI's taxonomy places the organism in Eukaryota, Fungi, Basidiomycota, Agaricomycetes, Agaricales, Psathyrellaceae. Bases 1 to 468 code for a protein of 155 amino acids. The record is from RefSeq and is a predicted model, not a curated record.